AUGGAGGUGGAUGAAGAUCUGCAGCAGAAGCUUCGAGAUGCCUUGGAGGAGGUUCACCACUUGCGUGAUCGCGUGAAGAAGCUAUGUGAUGAGGUGGAGCAGGUGCCGGCGAUACCAUGCGCUGUCGCUGAAUCAAGACCACCUCUGGAGCUCGAAAGAGCAAGUGAGUGCCACUCAAGACUCCAGCAGCUGCUAGCAGGCUGCGAGGAGGCUUUUGGUCCUCUUCGGAGGCAGGCAUUGGAGCAGCAGUCUCAGCCGGAUCGCAAGGCUGACCGUCAAAGGCGUCUCGCUGCAGAGAAGAGUGAGCUUCGCGACUUGGAGCAGGAGCUCCAGUUGGCCCAUCUGCAGUCGAUGCGCAAAGACCUGCAACUUGGCAGUGAGCCAUCAGGUCUUGAGAAGACUGAGCAAGACGACUCUCAAAGUGGGCUCGUCGAUGAGCUAGGUGUUGCAGUGGCCAAAGGCGUGAGCCUGCUUGGCAAGGCGAAGGCUCCAGCUCCGCCGCCAGGCCCUCGCUCGCCUCGAGGCUCUUUGCCUAAACCGCCUCCACCGAAGGCCAAGGGCAAAGGCCCGGGCGCCGCUCCGCCGCCCAGCAAGGCCAAAGCGAGAAGCCUAGCAAGGGCAUUUACCGAGUCAGAGAUAACUGGCUUGCGGGACGAUCCGGUGCGCCAUUCUGCCCGUCUCGUGAAUCUGCAUUGGCGAGCCUCACAGGGACCGCCAGAGGAAACUGAGAUUGAUGUCGGCAAAGAUGGGUACCUGCAAGGCAUGGCCAACAUGAUGGACAGGUGGGACCUGGAUCGGACGGACAGGAUGAGGCAAAGUAUCAUGUGCUUCGAGAAUCGCGUCGGCUUAUCAGCGGCCAAGAAGGGAAGCUUUGUCGAGGAGCAGAGCCCGGCUGAGCCAAAGCACGGUUUGCUGGCUUCGGGAAGACGCCGUCGAAGAACUGUGUUCAAUGGCAUUACAGAUGCUCCAGUACCAGAGUUGCAGAGCCACCAGCUAGAGGAAUUCUUCCAAGCUCGUGCUGCAAGUUUCGACAUCUGCGCUCGCGCGUCUUGUGCCACAGAUGUGACCUCGUUGAUUGUUGACAGCACUCAUCAGAGAAUACUGGAUCUGAUGGUGCGCGGAGCUGCAAUUCACAAGCAGGAUGGAGUGGAGAAUGCUGUCUCUGACCUACUCGCGGCCCUUCUUAGCUGUGACACUGCUCGGUUGAGCAGUUCAGUGCUGAGUGACCUCAGAAAGGUCGUACCCUCGUACGUCGAUGGCAGCAAUCCGAGCAUUGUUUCCUUCGUCGACAGCAGGGGGGUUGAAGCUCUCUCAAGGCUUGAGCAUCCACAUCUACAUCAUCUGUUAUACGGAGUGGUUCGGAUACCUGCAAUAGUUGCAAGGCUGGAAUGCAUGGCCUUCGUCCAGAAGUUUCCAGAGGAACUUGAGACAUGCAAGGAGAACCUGGAAUCACUUCGACGGGCGUUGGUUUGCACAUGCAACCGGCUUCCUGCUCUACGUCGGUUUUGGGCGACUGUGUUACAAGCUGGCAAUGCUUUGAACAGUGGCUCCAUGGCGAACACGACCGAGCGUGGCUUCAGACUUGCGAGUAUUUCCAAGUUAUUGGACUUGCGAUCUCCGCUUCGCCGUGAUGUCUCCCUAUUCCACUUUGUUCUGUUGCAGUUGCAGGCGAGCGAUGUGCAGGACCUUUGCUCUCCAGACUUUGUGGAAGCUUUGCAGUCUGCCUGCCUGAGACGUGGUUUCACAGUGCACCAAGACACGAUCAGUCAUCUAGAAGGCUUUCGCCAUAUCGAAAGUUUGGUCGACACCGGCACGUUCAAGGGAGAGAAGAUCGGAAUCAUGAGAGCUCAGGGCAAAGCUGGUGCGGAGGCUCCCGAGGGGCAUGGAGACCCUUUCUUUUCUUGCAUGCGGAACUUUGCCGCAACUUCACGCGAAGCUUGUGCAGAAAUUUGGAGCUUGAAUGCAGAGAUUCAGCGAGCCUACAAGGAACUCAGCCUUUAUUUCGAGGAUCCUGCUUACGUUUAUCCUCCACCGAAAGAUGACCAGGAUGGCAAGCGAGACUUGUUUGGUCUUCUGCACAGCUUCGUCUCUGAUUGCGUCAGAGUCAGACAGGAGAUCGAUAUUUCGGACUUUCCUGCGGAGGUGCGGUUGCAAUGCCGCUUCACUCCUCCGUAUUUGGACUCCGAUUCGUCAGAUAGCUCGAGUGAGCACUCGGUAUCACGGCGAGACGUGGAGCGCAAAGCCUUGGCAGAAACGCUUGGGCCGGCUAUCCACGCACUGCGGAACAGCAUGCCGAGUCCGCAGAGACCGCCUCGGACACUCUCAGAAGGAUCGCCGCCAUGUGAGGUGAGCGCUGAAACCCGAAGUUCGGUAACUCCGAGCACGACCGUGCCUCCGGCAAAGGCGGCUCCGGCGACACUGGUUGUCAGCCCCACUCUGCUGACCUCGCCCGACAAGAAAGGGCCUUUGCUGAGUGGCCCGUGCAAGAUGGAGAUGCCUUCCGUGCCUCCGCCAGAUAGAGCGCCAAAGCGAGCCUCGCAAGGCCGACCCUUGGUGCUUGGAGCUUCGCCACUGCAGUCGCCUGGUUCGGGGCACCAGGCACAGGCCCUGAGCCCUGUACUGCCGACAACGCCUGGCUCCACCGGAUCGCGGCAAUGCAGGACGCCAGAACCAGCAUACGACAGGCUUGCUCGCAAGAGCCUUACAAGGCAAGUAGACCGUGACUGUGCUGAAUGUCUCGGCGCCAGCGCUGCGCGAAUCCGUGGUGACUCUGGGUCGUCUCUGAAUUACACGAGCUCCUCCCAAACCUCAUGUUUAAGUCCGGUCUCUUCUGGAUCUGGAGAGAGUGCGAGGUCAAGCAUUUGCCCGUCCGACCUCAAGACACAGCUUCGGGAUGUUUGGAAGCGAAGAACUCACACCGGAGGCAGAGAGGCCGAGCCUCCUCGUGCGCUCAGAAGCCCAUCGCCCGCCGAGGCGGCCUGGCUUAGCAUGGAGUUUUCGGCGACAACGCCCAGGCGGUCGAGGACCACAUCGCUUUCACCAGUGAAAGAGCAGGGAGAGACUCCUCACAGCGUCUUGGCUUCGAAAUCGUUGGCAGAGGACAGACUCUGCCUCGAGUCCUCGCCUCUGGUAAAGCCAAGGUCUCUCAGCUUCCUGAGUUCCAUGUGCAUCGAAUUGGUGGCAGCUAUGGACCUGCUUGUCCAACAGUUCAAGGUUAUGACACAGACGUCGGUCCAAGACUCUGCUGCCACCGUUGCACGCCAGAUCGUUUCCAUUUCUGCCAUUGAGGUGCGGCUCUGCUUGCUUCCCGAGUGGCAAAUUGCCUGGAUGGGGUGUGCUGCUGAUGCCAGGCAGUGCGGUCGAGCGGCGAGGAUUGCCGAAGAGGCAUAUUUGUACACGUUGCUGCCUCAGUCGCUUCUGGUCGCUUUGCUUCUUGCAAUCGACAAGCUGUCGAAAGUAGGACGCGACAACUAUUCGGUUGGCAUGCUAUUCAACGCGUGGCUUUUGGAAGAUGAGCUUGUUUUUCGCGGUCUGCAGGAGAUCGAGAUACAGGCACCUUCAGAUUUCAGUCCCGAUGCAAUGGCUUGGCCUUUGGUGCCACCUAUAUGCUGGCGGCUUACUAGCCAUACAGCUGCCGACGGUAAAGACGGCAGUGCUGCUGCAGGUGCGGCAGCGAGCCUGCUGGUCACGUGGUUGCUGUCACAGCCACAGCGAGUUGCAGCUGACCGGCUUGCUGCGCACUACCUGCUGCCAUACCUAUCAGACUCGCCUCCCAGCAGUCAAGUGACUGUGGAGUUCUGCAACCUGUUUCGGAUUGUGGAGAAGCCCUAUUACGUCAUUUUCGCUUCAUGUUGGGUGUGUGCGCUGAUGCAGCAACUGAUCGACACUUCAAGAUACUACGAGGAGCGCUACGAGGAAUUGAGCAAAACGCAGAAAUGCUAUGUUGGGAUCCAGCUCUUAACGCUCGUGAUGGAAACCCUGGCUAUCGUUGGCAAGAUUGACUGGCUUGCUGGCGAAAGCUUGUGGCACAUGUAUAACUUGUAUGUGUAUGUCUUUGUGCACUCGUCCGUCUUUGUGCGCUCGAUCAUGAUGUCGAUGAUUAUCUGGGACUGGCUGCUGGCACGCCUGCUGGGACGGCCAGUCUUCGGAGCGGAGUACGAUGGCCAGGGAUGGCGAGACUGGCAUCGGGCCGUUCUCCUCAUCAUCAUCAUGCAGUUUGGAUCUUCAGUUUUCGUCAUGAUGGUGGUCACACUCACACACGCCAUUCCAGCGUUGAUCAUUUACUAUCCAGUCUUUCUUCUCGCAGCAGCCUUCAUUAUCAAGUUUCGUUCUUGGCUAGAGUUGCUGGGCCUCAAUCCCGAUGGCCGAGCUGGGCGCGGUCUGGUGAUGGCGAGUAAUUCUUUCGUGGCCGUUGUGUCAAUUCAGACAAUGAUCGCUUCCAUCAUCCGGGUGUACUUUGGGGAUGCUUGGAGCCAGGGAUAUUUGGCUCCGUUGAAGGAUGACGUUGCAUCAAGGAGCUCCAAAACGUUCUACGAGUGUCAUCUGCGAGCCGGCAUGGGUGCCCUGCAUGACCCUGACUUUGUGAAUCUCUUCCUGCGCUGCCGGUUACCAGGCCCCGCUUUCGAGGUGUACCGGACCGGGUGGUAUCUUGAGCAACGCGUCAAUGUUUGGGAUAUCAUCGGCAUUGCUUCGUCACGUUGUCCAAGAGGCGCUGAAUGCACCCGUCUCCAUAGAGGAGUAUCUUUCUCACGUGCAGGGGGUUUCCAGCUUUGGCUUCAA
Symbiodinium sp. CCMP2456 is the source of this 4779-nucleotide messenger RNA. The record is from the annotation of a GenBank genome assembly. NCBI's taxonomy places the organism in Eukaryota, Dinophyceae, Suessiales, Symbiodiniaceae.